Molecule: messenger RNA, 1612 nt
Organism: Brachypodium distachyon (stiff brome)
Lineage: Eukaryota; Viridiplantae; Streptophyta; Magnoliopsida; Poales; Poaceae
Product: aspartyl protease family protein At5g10770
Exons: 2
Coding region: 1-1434 (477 amino acids)
Biological process (GO): proteolysis
Molecular function (GO): aspartic-type endopeptidase activity
Source: RefSeq, a predicted model, not a curated record
AUGGCGUCCCAACGGUCAGCCCUGUACUUUUUGCUCGCGUUCCUUCUUUUCUGCGGCCCUUCUCUGGCCGCUUCGCCACGCUACCUCUCCGUGAGCGUGGACUCGGUGCUAGGUUCCCGGGCUCAGGCCCCCUGCUAUGAUCCCGACACAUAUGAAGCCCCUACUUCUGGGAACAAGCUCUCGGUGCGUCCCUCUUGCGGCGGGACGAAGCGCGACAUCCUCGCACACGACAGAGACCGGCUUCGCACCGUCCGCGAGAGGUCGUCGUCCUCCUCCUCUUCCGCCAUGCCUCCGGUUCCAGUCACCUUCCCUCCUAUCAUCCCACUGACACCAGGCCCCGCGCCAGCCGCGGAGGCACCGGCCACGACCAUCCCGGACCACACGGGGACGAACCUCGACACGCUGGAGUUCGUCGUGGUCGUCGGCUUCGGCACGCCGGCUCAGACAGCCGCCAUCAUCCUGGACACCGGCAGCGACCUGUCGUGGAUCCAGUGCAAGCCGUGCUCGGGCCACUGCUACAGGCAGCACGACCCGGACUUCGACCCGGCCAAGUCAUCCUCCUACGCCGCCGUGCCCUGCGGCACGCCAGUGUGCGCGGCCGCGGGCGGCAUGUGCAACGGCACCACGUGCCUCUACGGCGUGCAGUACGGCGACGGCUCGUCCACCACCGGCGUGCUCUCCCGCGACACGCUCACGUUCAACUCCUCGAGCAAGUUCACGGGCUUCACGUUCGGGUGCGGCGAGAAAAACAUCGGCGACUUCGGUGAGGUGGACGGGCUGCUCGGCCUUGGCCGUGGCAAGCUGUCGUUGCCCUCGCAGGCUGCCCCGUCCUUCGGCGGCGUCUUCUCCUACUGCCUGCCGUCCUACAACACCACGCCGGGGUACCUCAACAUCGGCGCGACAAAACCCACCAGCACGGUCCCCGUGCAAUACACGGCGAUGAUCAAGAAGCCGCAGUACCCGUCCUUCUACUUCAUCGAGCUCGUCUCCAUCAACAUCGGCGGCUACAUCCUCCCCGUGCCGCCGUCCGUGUUCACCAAGACGGGCACGCUCCUCGACUCCGGCACGAUCCUCACGUACCUCCCUCCGCCGGCCUACACCUCGCUGCGCGACCGGUUCAAGUUCACCAUGCAGGGGAACAAGCCGGCGCCGCCGUACGAGCCCCUCGACACAUGCUACGAUUUCACGGGGCAGGGCGCGAUCGUCAUACCCGCGGUGUCCUUCAACUUCAGCGACGGCGCCGUGUUCGACCUCGACUUCUACGGGAUCAUGAUAUUCCCCGACGACGCCAAGCCGCUCAUCGGCUGCCUCGCGUUCGUGUCCAGGCCCGCCGCAAUGCCCUUCAGCAUCGUCGGCAACACGCAGCAGCGUGCGGCCGAGGUGAUCUACGACGUUCCAUCACAGAAAAUUGGUUUUAUCCCGAUCAGUUGCUGAUUUUGAGUUUUGGUUGAUAAAUGAGUGAACACUGCUAUCGUCCAUUUGUUCGUAUCUCUGUACGUAGUGUCGUUUUCGUUUUCCGAUCCGGUGUAUGAAUAAGGGGGUGUGGCGAUGCGUGGUUUUGUUGCUCAGUCGACUUUUAUGUAUACCGUCUCUGGUGUACCUUUUUGCCUUG